Amyelois transitella is the source of this 2038-nucleotide messenger RNA. It is a transcript of the gene TfIIEalpha, whose product is annotated as general transcription factor IIE subunit 1. The transcript is spliced from 9 exons. The record is from RefSeq and is a predicted model, not a curated record. The coding region runs from base 249 to 1514 and encodes 421 amino acids. Gene Ontology annotation, biological process: transcription initiation at RNA polymerase II promoter; transcription open complex formation at RNA polymerase II promoter. Gene Ontology annotation, cellular component: transcription factor TFIIE complex. Lineage: Eukaryota; Metazoa; Arthropoda; Insecta; Lepidoptera; Pyralidae.
UCGUUUUGUAAUGUUGCCAAUCCACUAGCAAGUGUCAUGGCGGCGGUCUUGUUGGCAUACAUUAGGUUAUACGGUGAUUUAUUAUCUAUUAUGGCUAGAUACGCUAAACAGUGAUCAUUAUUAAAGUGAAAAUAUAUAAUAAUUUUUAUUAAUUACCAGAAUCGCCAAGAACAACUACUUUCACUUUCUCAAUUGCAGCCAUUUCUGAAAUACAACAACACGAUACUCCUGCUACAGAAGUACCAACAAUGACUGAAGAGCGACUCGUCACCGAGGUGCCUAGCAGCCUGAAGCAACUGGCCCGACUCGUGGUACGAGGCUUCUAUACGAUCGAAGAUGCCCUCAUUGUAGACAUGCUGGUCAGAAACCCCUGUAUGAAAGAAGAUGAUAUUUGCGAACUGCUGAAAUUCGAAAGAAAAAUGUUACGAGCCAGAAUAUCAACCCUAAAAAACGACAAAUUCAUCCAAGUGAGACUUAAAAUGGAGACAGGACCAGAUGGUAAAGCCCAGAAAGUCAACUAUUACUUUAUAAACUACAAAACGUUUGUGAAUGUGGUGAAAUAUAAACUGGACCUAAUGCGCAAACGAAUGGAGACAGAAGAACGAGAUGCCACCAGUCGCGCCAGUUUCAAAUGCCCCGGCUGUGGAAAGACAUUCACUGAUCUUGAGGCAGAUCAACUCUACGACAUGAUGACACAAGAGUUUCGAUGUACAUUUUGUAGCCAAGUUGUAGAGGAGGACCAAUCGGCACUUCCGAAAAAGGACUGUAGGUUAUUGAUGGCAAAGUUCAACGAACAAUUGGAGCCGCUAUAUAUCCUGCUGCGGGAGGUGGAGGGAAUCAAACUGGCUCCUGAAAUAUUGGAGCCGGAGCCUGUAGACAUCAACACUAUUAGAGGAUUAACAUCAAAACAGCCUUUGGCGCGGCCGCCGGGCGAACAGUGGUCCGGCGAAGCGACCAGAAACCAGGGUCUCGCCGUCGAAGAGACGAGAGUGGAUGUUACAAUCGGCGAGUCUGACAACGCUAACGAUGCUGCGGCGCAGCGCAAAGAGAGGCCCGUCUGGAUGGUGGAGAGUACCAUUGUCAGCAAUGAUCAGGGUGACAGUGUCCAUUCAACAGACGCCACGCUUGAGAAAGCAGCCAGCAACGCAAGCAAUGCCAAAGCGGGCUCCGGGAAAGAAAAGAAUGACGACAUUAUGUCUGUCCUACUGGCACACGAGAAGCAAAACACUGGUAAUGCUACAGCUAACGCUUUGAAGGGAUUAGAACAAGACAGUUCGGAUUCUAGUGACAAUGAAUCCAAAGACCCUUUCAAACUCAAAGACGAAUUGGCCGCAGUCGCUGAAAUGGAAAGCGAAGAUUCAGACACAGACGACAACGCUCCGACAGUGCUGGUGAACGGCAAAGCUGUUCCGCUGACAAGCGUGGACGACGAUCUCAUCGCUCAGAUGACCCCGACCGAGAAGGAAACUUACAUCCAGGUGUACCAGGAGUACUACAGCCACAUGUAUGACUAGCCAACUAGCAAGUAAGAUCAAAACGUAAUUUUAAGAGGAAUAAACAAUCUGUUGAAAAAUUGUUUUUCAGUUUUGUUCCCUCAUAUUCAUAUUUUUAAUUUGAAAGAGUAACUAACCCAGAAAACAAAAUAGUUUUAAAUUAUAAGCAGUUUUAGACUAAUGCAGUUGUCAUAAUGAUCGUCAAAACAGCCUCACAUUAUUGUUUGACAUAGGUACUAUUCAUAUUUUUAAUUUGAAAGAGUAACUAACCCAGAAAACAAAAUAGUUUUAAAUUAUAAGCAGUUUUAGACUAAUGCAGUUGUCAUAAUGAUCGUCAAAACAGCCUCACAUUAUUGUUUGACAUAGGUACCUAUAUUAAAAGUGAUUGUAAUUAUUAUUAAUGCAAUUAGUAUUUAAAAUACAUACAAACUUGAGCUACUUAUAAAAAGAAAAGAAUUUCAAGGUUAUUUCAGUAAUAAGCAAAAUUUUCUGCCGGUGUUUUAUUAAAUUCAGGUCAGCAAAUAGGAAAAACAAUAUAGUAACAA